AUGGCGGGCGCAGGCGGCGGCAGGUGCCGCACGCCCGCCGUGCCGCCCCCGCAGCGCCUCACCGCCGCUGCCGCCCGGCGCAUGCGCGGCCGCGGCGCUCGGGCGGGCGAAUUCAAACUGCGGCAGAAAGUUUUCGUUUGUAGGGUUCGCGGCGUCGAUAUUCUCCCCUUUCCCCAGGCGCGGGCGGGCGGGCGGGUGCUGCCUGAGCCCGCUCCGCCAGGCGCGGACCCUCCUCUCCCCUCGCCGUCCCCGCAGGAGGAGCGGCGAGAGGCUUUCGGCGGUGGCUUCGGGGUGCUCGGAGGCGGCGGCGCAGCGGGUGGCGGAGCAGGAGGAAGAGCUGCGGGUCUGGCGGAGCAGCUGAGCCGCUGCCAGGCUGAUAAAGAAUUUGUGUGGUCUCUUUGGAAACAUCUCCUGGUGUCAAAAUCAGAUCUUACUCAAGCUGUCAGCGUGGUUGUGGACAGAGAAAAACAGAAAGCUGACGUCAAGGACAGAAGAAUUUUAGAUAUUUUGCAAGCCAAAGACAGCAAAAUAGAAUCUCUAGAACAGAGGCUCACAGGACAGCAGCAGGAGAUAAACAGAUUAAUGCAGAGAAAAAGUGCUGUGGAUGAGGAAAAUGCCCGUUUGAAGAUUGAAUUCAGUAACUUGAACCAGAAAUUUAAAGAUAAAAGCCAAGAACUUAAGGACACUGAGGAGUGUGCACAGAAGAAGGAAGAGCAAAACAGCCUGGUUAUAAAAAACCUAGAGGAGGAAAAUAAGGGAUUAAAUAUAUGCUGUGCUGACCUGCUAAGUGACCUGGAGAAACUGAGGAAGCAAGACACAUAAUGGAAAGAAGAAAAAUCUGGCAAUAAUGCCAGAAUAGAGAAUUUGGAAACUUAUUUAGCAGAGACAAGAGAACAAAUAAAAAGUUUGCACAGUAUAUGCAGUAACUCGUCAUCUCAGGUAGAUGUGAAACAGGGAGAACUUUUCCAAGAGGAUUGUGAUGUGGUUGGAGCUAAGAAGGAGUUAGAGGAGCUAGAGAAUCUUCACAGACAAAACACUGAAGAUACAACACAGCAGGCUGAGCUGAUAAAGCAGCUAGAGGCUCCCAGUGCUGAUACACAAAAAGUACUGCAAGACCAAGAUGCUCACACAGCUAAAACAACAUAUCAAAAACUAUUGCAAGGAUCCGAAAUUGAGCUUUUACUAAAAAAAUUGAAAAAAGGGGAUCUUAACCCAGCAGAGCAUAAUUUGUACACCACAGAGACUCUGGAAAGCAAUAAUAUAAGGACUGGAAGAAAGCAUGGGGAACCACCUGUGAAACGUUCAAGGUCUCUGUCCCCAAAGAGCUCCUUUAGAGAGGCAGAGGAACUAAAGAAAGUUUGUGAGCUAAGAGCAGCCUAUAGAAAACAUGAAGAGAGGAUGCAGAUGUUACAGACCAACUACAGAGCACUAAAAGAGCAAUUAAAGCAGUGGGAAGAAGGCGAUAGCAGGCUUGAAAAUAAUAAAAGCAGAUACCAGCAUACAAGCUCUUGUCAGCUUUGUCAAGAGGAUCCUGAUGUGAUCAGGAAUGAACUGGCUUUUUUCAAAAGGGAACACAAAAAGCUGUUGAUUGAGAAACUGAAUCUUGAAGAAGAAUUGGAUCAGAUGAAAAUACACCAAUCUAUAAAGCUACUUUCUAAACUUGGGAACAAGGUUAAUACUCCAAAAAGGUAUAUGAGAAAAGUUUCACAUGAGAUAUUGCAUAAGGUACAAAAACUGGAAAGAAGAUUCAAAGCGAUUGAAGGGUAAUUAAAGAAACAGAAAGAAGUAAGUAAAGACUUACUGAAUGAGAAAAAUUAUGAGAAAUAAUAUAAUGAGAAAACUUUAAAAGUGCAAAAGGAAGAUGCAGACACAGAAGAAAAAAAAGAGCUGGAAACACUAUUUAAGAGGAUUUGUGAAGUAAAAAAAGAAAAAGCAGAACUUCAGCAAGUGAUUGAUGAGAAGGAAAAAGAAGCUGCCUCUUUGAAAAGGCAAGUGACAGAACCUAACGGGUUGAGAAAUGAAAGUGAAGAUUUGCUGAGUCAAGUGCAAGAGCAGAAGUGUUUGCCGGAUAAAGCCAAAGCAGUGGCAAUCUCUGGGCAUUGUAAUUGCAAGAUAACAGGCACCAAGGUUAAAUUAAAAACAGCCAAGAAAAAGAGCUCUUUGGGACACCAUGGAGCUUUUCUCAAACAGUCCAUCAAGGUUAUGAGUAAUGUAUUUGAGAACUUCAGUAAGGACGGCUGGGAGGAUGUGAGUGAAAGCAGUGACUCUGAAAUACCAGCUUCUGAAAGUUUGGAAACACUGAUCCACUGCCAGACAGAAGUAAACAAGAAGAAAAAAAGGUGCAGCAAUGUGGUUCAUUUAGCAGUCCAAAAUGAGCAAUAUAAUAAAAAGCAACAUACCAUUUUAUGUUCAGUGAACAGAGCGAAAAGGGGAAAUAUUUCUAUCCAGAAACUGGGCUACUCUGUGACUCUACUACAGGAAAAAAUUAGGUCACUGCAGAGCAGUAGCUGUUUUACAAAUGAAAAAAAGACAGCAGUGGCUUCCAUUAAGAAUGUUAAAGAAAGGAAUGAAAAAUUAACGGGUCAGCUACAUUUGGCUGAUCAGAGACUUCAAGUUAAUAAACUGACCAUAAAGGUGUUGACCUCCAACCUGGCCAAGUGGCAACAGGAGAAGGAGGAGUCACAAGGAAAAUUAAAGUUGAGAGAACAUCUGUCUCAAACUGCUGGCAAGAGUGAAGCCACACCAGCUCCUUCAAAAAACAUUGAUUUAGAGACGAAACAGCUGCAGUGCAAACUAAAGAAUUCGAGUACUGAGAUCACUAAGCAAUCGACCACCAUUGAGUCACUAAGAAAACAAGUCCAGGAAAAAGAAGAAUGGAUUCGGGAGCUACCGGCGAAGAUUUCUCAAUUGGAGAUGAACCUCACUAUGAAAAGGCAUUUAAAAGACUUAAGUUCUUGCCUAAAAGCAAAUCAAGAAAACAAGAAAACUGCAAAUAAAACAUUAUAAAGUCUUGGCAGAAAGGAAUUUCUUUCUUGCUAUUCCUAUCACUGGCUGAAGACAAAAACAGCUUCCAUUGAAUCAGGGAAACAAAGAUUUAAUGUAGCUAUGAAAGAGAAGUCUCAGUAUGAGUAGAUGUAUUGCAAAACUAAAGACGAUUUGGAGAAAAAGGAUCUCAAGCUUACUAAACUAGAGACCAAAAUUAAGACUUAAUGUGCUAUGACUGAAAUUGAAACUGCUGCAACUCAGCAGCUAUGUGGCUUGGCUAAACAGAGUACACGGGCUGUGGAAACUCUACAGAAGGAGCUGCUGCUCACCAGUGACAAAGUAGAAGAGUUCAAGACAUUUGUGAAGACUCUAACCAGAGAGUUACGCCACAGAGUACAAGAGCUGGAAACAAAAAUCAAGUGGAAAAAAAAAAAAAAGAAAAAAAAAAAAGGAGAAAUGAAAGCAUGCAAAAAAGGUCCUUCCCAAGAGAGUGUUCCGUUGGCAGCAUCUAUCCUCAAUGUUUCAACAACAGAUUUUUACGAAAUACGACAAGGAGAUGAUGAGGAAACAGCAAAAAUGAAAUUUCAAAAAGAUAAAGAAUGUCUACAGCAUGUACAGAAAAUUCUUGAAGCACAGUUUCCUUUUGCCUCAUACUUAAUGGAUGCUAUUCUGGAAAAAUUAAAUGAGAAGAAGAAAUGGGUAGAAGAGUACAGUUCUCUCAUGAAGCACAUUGUAUGAUAUUGCUAAGAUUUAUGUUUGCAAAGUGAUAGUAAAAUUGUGUUGUUUCCUCAUGUUUUUCAUCUUCUCCUAAAGAACUGUCAAUAUGCAUGUUCAAUACAUACACAGAA
Molecule: messenger RNA, 3833 nt
Organism: Prinia subflava (tawny-flanked prinia)
Lineage: Eukaryota; Metazoa; Chordata; Aves; Passeriformes; Cisticolidae
Gene: CNTLN
Product: centlein
Biological process (GO): centriole-centriole cohesion; protein localization to organelle
Cellular component (GO): centrosome; centriole
Source: RefSeq, a predicted model, not a curated record